CGCACCCAAUCUCUCCCUCUCACUCUCUUUUAAAACCCUAAUCUCGGCUAUUUUAGGGUUUUAAUCGAUCUUCUUCUACCCGCUUUUGCCCAUUUGGCUCCGAUUCAGAUGUUGAGAUGUUGAUUUUCAAACUAUUCUGCACAGCAAGCGUACCUCUCAAGUCGAAACUGAUGCUUCUCAGUUAUCUUUAGAAGCUUAGGCUGUAAGAUUAUUCAGAGAAAGCUGCCUAUCUCGUUUUGGUCUUCAGAAACGUCGUUCACUGGGCGAAACGGCAGGUAGAGCUGUAAAAUAUACCUACUCUCAUAAAACACCAGUUAUGGCUGCUGAGAUUAACAGGCACUACAGUAAUGGUAAUUUACAAAAUCAACCCCAAAGGAACUAUCAAGUUGUUGUUGCUGCUACUCGAGAUUUGGGUAUCGGCAAGGACGGGAAGUUGCCUUGGAAGCUCCCGUCCGACCUCAAAUAUUUUAAAGAAGUCACAGUGUCAACAUUAGAUCCCUCAAAGAAGAAUGCAGUUAUCAUGGGUAGGAAAACAUGGGAAAGCAUUCCUCUUCAGUAUAGGCCAUUGCCUGGUCGCUUGAAUAUCAUCCUUACUCGUUCGGGAAGUUUUGAUAUCGCGACACUACAGAAUGUUAUUUGUUGUGCAAGCUUGAGUUCUGCAUUGGAGCUGUUAUCAUCGACACCUUAUUCUUUGUCGAUUGAAAAGGUGUUUGUCAUAGGAGGUGGCCAGGUGUUAAGGGAUGCUCUUAAUGCUCCUGAAUGUGAGGCCAUUCAUCUCACAGAUAUAGAAACAAGCUUCGACUGCGACACUUUCAUUCCUUCAAUUGAUUUUUCAGUGUUCCAGCCAUGGUACUCAUCCAUCCCUACGGUGGAGAACAACAUAAGAUAUUCUUUUGUGACGUAUGUUCGUGUACGUAGUUCAGCUCCGGACAAGCUUCAUGCCUCAAAUGGUUGUGAACCAACUGAAAACAACUCACAUAAGGAUCAAUUUGAGGUUGAGAAGUUCUCAUUUCUUCCUAAAGUGAUAUUCGAAAGACAUGAGGAGUAUAUGUAUUUAAAACUUGUCCAAGAUAUAAUAGAAAAUGGUGCUACGAAGAAUGAUAGGACAGGAACUGGAACAUUGUCCAAAUUUGGUUGCCAGAUGCGGUUCAACUUGCGAAGAUCUUUUCCUUUGCUUACAACCAAGAGGAUAUUCUGGCGUGGUGUUGUUGAAGAGCUCCUGUGGUUCAUCAGUGGUUCGACAAAUGCAAAGGUUUUACAGGACAAGGGCAUAUAUAUAUGGGAUGGAAAUGCUUCGAGGGAGUAUCUGGACAGUGCUGGCUUAGCUCAUCGGGAAGAAGGUGAUUUAGGGCCAAUAUAUGGAUUCCAGUGGAGACAUUUUGGUGCUGAAUAUAUUGACAUGCAUGCUGACUAUACUGGGAAGGGUUUUGAUCAGCUACUGGAUGUAAUUGACAAGAUAAAGAAUAAUCCGAAUGAUCGCCGUAUCAUCCUUUCUGCGUGGAACCCUUCAGAUCUCAAGAAAAUGGCUCUUCCCCCCUGCCACAUGUUUGCACAAUUCUAUGUUGAGAAGGGAGAGUUGUCAUGCCAAAUGUACCAACGAUCUGCAGAUAUGGGUCUUGGCGUGCCAUUUAAUAUCGCAUCUUAUUCUCUUUUGACAUGCAUCAUAGCUCAAGUCUGUGGUCUAUCUCCUGGGGAUUUUGUCCAUGUUAUCGGGGAUGCUCACGUGUAUAGGACUCAUGUCAGGCCUUUGGAGGAGCAAAUUCAGAAGCAACCUAAACCAUUUCCGAUCUUGAAGAUCAAUCCUUUGAAGAAUGAUAUAGAUUCCUUUGUGGCAUCUGAUUUUAAGCUUAUUGGGUAUGAUCCUCACCACAAGAUAGAAAUGAAAAUGGCAGUGUAGAGCCUCAAGCUAUUUUAGUUCUUUGACCUACAGUCAUCGUUCUAAGUUCAAACUUUGUGGAGGUACAGCUACUACCUGAUGUGGUGGGGGCUUGAGAAUAAGAAACUAAAGAUGAUGUUGAAAGGUGAAUUGAGUGUGUCUUUGUCGUGUUGUCUUCCUUUGGUUUCACAUUGAAAUCUGAAAUGGAUGAAAUUCUGGGUUCUUUUAUUUUAUGUUGAGCCUGGACUUGCAUAAUAUAUUCAUUGACUUAUACAUUACUAGGGUGGUAUAACUGCAA
Molecule: messenger RNA, 2174 nt
Organism: Ananas comosus (pineapple)
Lineage: Eukaryota; Viridiplantae; Streptophyta; Magnoliopsida; Poales; Bromeliaceae
Product: putative bifunctional dihydrofolate reductase-thymidylate synthase
Exons: 13
Coding region: 317-1897 (526 amino acids)
Biological process (GO): one-carbon metabolic process; tetrahydrofolate biosynthetic process; dTMP biosynthetic process
Cellular component (GO): cytosol; mitochondrion
Molecular function (GO): thymidylate synthase activity; dihydrofolate reductase activity
Source: RefSeq, a predicted model, not a curated record